AUGGCUCUGCCCUUUGACGAAUGGCCCUCGAUUCGGGUCAAGACUGCCGACACCAGCCUUUUCGCCCGUUAUGACGGAACUGGCCCAGCUAUUUUGCUUUUACAUGGCUGUCCGCAGCAUUCUCUCAUGUGGCACAAAGUAGGCCCGCUCCUUUCUUCCAAGUAUACCGUCAUUGCCCCGGACCUACCCGGCAUGGGCCAGUCGACCCUGAGUGAAUCGGGAAACUAUACUUCUGCAUCAGCUGCCGCAGCCGUCAUAGCACUGCUAGAUUUCUUGCAUAUCCAGAAAGUGGCUGUAUUUGGCUAUGACAAAGGGGCUUCAGUUGGAUCUGUGCUGGCAUGGAUGUAUGCCGAUCGCGUGGCGUCUCUAAGUGUUGGAGAAUACGCUCUUCCAGCGUUUGGUCAUGAGAUUUUCCAAAAUCCGGAUCCAUCCAAGAAUAUAUAUGGGCAUUGGCAUCUAGCUCUAUUUUCUGUUCCUGAAGCGGCCGAGUUUCUCAUCCGCGGGCGUGAGAGAGAAUUUCUGAACUGGUAUUUCUGGCACAGCUCCUACGCCGCCGGCGCUCUCAUAUCUCCUGAUCAUGUCGAGCGCUAUGCAGCCGCACUCUCAAAGCCAGGAUAUCUGCGUUCCAUGACAGAGUUUCUGAACGGUAAUAUUUGGCGCGAGGUUGAAUACUUUAAGCCGCUGAGAGACGAUCCGAUUCGAAUCCCCUUGACGGUGCUCUGGGGAGAGGCGAGUAUGGUCUCGGAGGAAUUUAGCCAGACUUUAUGGGGCCCUACAGCAACUUCUGUCAAGACCAUGUUUGUACCAAAAGCUGGGCAUUGGUUAGCGGACGAAAACCCAAAGUGGCUGGCGACUUUUAUCGAUCAAAACGUUGCUGGUUCGGCUGUUGAGCCAUCUGUUGCCAACCUGGCGUAUCUGGAGAAUCUAGUCACCAUGAUUUAG
Messenger RNA from Trichoderma atroviride IMI 206040, 942 nucleotides. RefSeq lists its product as uncharacterized. The record is from RefSeq and is a predicted model, not a curated record. Gene Ontology annotation, molecular function: hydrolase activity. NCBI's taxonomy places the organism in Eukaryota, Fungi, Ascomycota, Sordariomycetes, Hypocreales, Hypocreaceae.